AUGGCGGCGACAAGAUCGCCAAACAAUGAGCAAGCCGAAUUAUCUCCUUCCCGUGCAAACAAUGUCGCGCCUUUGACACCCCGAGCUCCAGCCUCACACUCACACUCACAAACAGCAUCAAGCCCACUGAUUCAGCGUGCGCAACGCUUCAACAGAAGCUCGACACUUGAUCCUGUCGUGAAUGCAGAUGGAAAUCACGCAUAUACCAAGCACAUUCUUUGUGAGGCUGUCGAUGCUAACCAAGACCCUCUCGACAUCCGGCCAUUCGUUGACGCGGCGAUAUCAUCGUACCCCUCUUCGCGCAAGCCUGAAAUAUACGGUGACCUUGUCAAGCAAGGCCCCAAGCUUCACGCACUCGUCAGCGAAGUUCGUCAACGCCUGAACACGGCUCCCGAGCGCGUGGCAGAGAUGGACCGCAAGAUGGUCGAGCUCGAUCAAGCGUGGGGCGCCAGUGAUGACGUAUGGCUGCCUGUUGAGUUUCGUGCUGGGAAGGGAGUCCGAGAUCUCGACAAGCUCAACAAGCUACUGCGUGUUACGAAGCUAGCCAUAUCCAACAGUGUUUCGCUUCUUUCGCUUUGGCAGCCGGGAGGUCCCCUUUGGGAGUCUCUGACUGGCAAUCCGCCCAAAUUCACUCGAGAGGCUGGCAAAUCUGCCAUUGAAAGAUUGCGUCAAGACCUGUUACGGACUCAUGGAGUCAACAGCCGAGCCAGCGAGUUGGGCAGCGAACUGAGGAACCUGGCCCCUGAUGCUAUCGUGGAAGACGCGGCAGAGUCUACGCCACCUGACCAUUCGCCACAGACACAGUCCAAUCACCCGGAUUCUGAUUCUGCAGACCCUGAAAUGGGUCGUCGAAUGCCAACAUUCUCGGCGGACCCCGAUAUUUCCGACCCCGAUGUUUCUCUGGGUAAAGACAUUGCCACUCCACACAAGGGCGCCCGGGAUCAAUCACCAGCCAUAUCAACCCGGUCUCUAGACAUGGCCAACUACCAAUACAUUUCUGAUGACGAAGAUGGGGAUGAAGCGGGCAAAACAAAAGGUCAAAUGGCCCAGCAUGCCGCCAGAAGGCUUCUCGAGCAGCUCCAAGCCGAUGCCUGCCUCACCGACGAUGUUCUCCACCUUCUCUGUUGUUUCACGCUGGCAAGUCACGAUAUUGGCUCAUCUGAGAGCUCGCGCCCACACCUCCUCGACCCUCUCUGGUUUCACACGAAAACGCCAUCACCAAGGAUGCCAAGCUUUCUUCUCGAUGUUGGUAACCACAGCGCCCGGGCUGUAUAUCUUCCAAUUCAUCUAGAUUACAAUCAUUGGGUCCUCUGUCGGGUUCUCAUUGAUGGGUUGCGAGCCACCAUUUCCAUCUACGACUCUCUGUUGCGACACCCAAGCCAGGAUAGGAUUUCCAAGUCGUUAGAGCAGUGGUUCUCUCAAACUUUACCCUCCCUACAACUUGAGAUUAUCACACCGGCAUGCUCUCAGCAGUCAGACUAUACCAGUUGUGGCAUUUUUGUAGUCAUGACCCUUGAGAGACUCUUGAGAAAUCAAUCCGUCACUGACACAAUUCAAGUCUUCAACGAGCGGCAGAGAUUGCUGCGGCUCCUCCUGUCUGAAGACAGCCGGCAUCUUGCAUUAAACGACCUUCAACUGGAGACUUUGUCAGCUGUUCGAGAGUUGAGGCCGGCUUUGAAGCCACAACAACGGUCCACGGAUGAGACAUUGACCAAGUCAAAUAUCCCCAGGACAACGGCACACAACGCUGACAUUUCUUCAAACCAACCGACCUGCGCCAUUGAACCCGUUCUAGAGAUGGGGGAUCGACAUGAGCCAAUCGACCUGAGUACCUGCAACGAUUUUCAUCCGUCCGCUUGCGAAAUGUCGCCGGCAAGGGUUGGAAUAGACCAAGACUUGGUUGGCGGCUGCGAGAAUGCUGAUCAAUCUAUCCCUCAAAGCCAGUCCAGUGACAUCCCAACUUGCUCACUGGAAGCCCCUGCCAAGCGGAAGAUAUCUCAGGAGCAGGAAGAUAUACAAGGAACUGGCAACAAAAAGCUAUGCAGCCUAGACUCGGCCGAUCUGUCGACACUCAGCGACCACUUCCUGCGUGCACUCCACAGAAAGACAGCGUCAGCUGUUUCCAGUUCUGCUGCCCAUCUUCAGGAUGCAGAAAUGGCCCUAUCCCAGGCUGAAGGAACUCUUCAAGUAGCCAAAGGCGCCGUGGAAGCUGCCGAGUUGCUCAAGGACAAGAGUGGUGGCCGAACAGCGAGGUUUCAACAGUGGUUGGAGAAGGCCCCUUCAGAGGAUCAAGAUCCAGAUUUCGAAGACGCAAUAGUCAGUGCUACCAAAGCAUCACAGGCGUACCUGGAUCAGUACAGCUUCCGCGUCCACAAACGCAUCGCCGCAGCAAAGCAUGAUCUGGUUGAGGCCACUCAGGAGGUCGAAAGAUGCUCAUCUGUCGUUAUUGAGUGUAAAAGGCAUCUCCAAGUGGCACAAAGCAAGGAAGAGGAGUUUAAAAACAUUGAAGGCGUGGUUGAAAGACUUGUUACAGACUAG
Molecule: messenger RNA, 2538 nt
Organism: Fusarium vanettenii 77-13-4
Lineage: Eukaryota; Fungi; Ascomycota; Sordariomycetes; Hypocreales; Nectriaceae
Exons: 3
Coding region: 1-2538 (845 amino acids)
Biological process (GO): proteolysis
Molecular function (GO): cysteine-type peptidase activity
Source: RefSeq, a predicted model, not a curated record